GUGUGGAUGGAGCUGCCACUGAACACGGACCUCCAAAUCUUAACCAACUUCACAUGACAGUGGAUGGAUAGUCUCUGCAUUAUGGAGAUGUUGGUCUGCCACUGCUUUGCAUCAGUCAUUCUGAAAGGAAUCAUUUGUUUGUUGGUUCUCGGUCAGUGUCAUAAUGGCGACUUGAGAGCAUCUCCUGAACUCAACAGAGAACAUGAGUCUUCUUCACAGCAGAACCCAUCUCUUCAAAGUAGGAAUCACAAGCAAGACGCCAAACUCCCCAUUAGUUCCUUCAUCCCUUUUCCCAAGCAGGGAUUUUGGGAAAUACUAGCUGGACACUCCCAGUCACACUCCAACUCUUCCUUGAAGCUCAAGCUUCGGCCCAUCAUGAAAGUUCACGGUACAUCCAAAUUCUCCCGAAAGUUCAGUUGGGGAGAUUUUUACUCCAACAUCAAGACGGUCAAACUGAACUUGCUGAUAAUGGGGAAGAUCGUGGAUCAUGACAAUGGCUCUCUUGGUGUGUACUUCCGCCACAACUCCACCGGUGUGGGCAACAUCUCCAUCAGCCUUGUCCCACUGACGAAAGAAGUGGAGUUUGACCUACAGCGCCAAAGUGUGGUCAACCCAAAAGACUCCAAGGCGUUCAGCUGCUGGGUGGACUACGAGAAAACUGAGCGCAACAAGAAGGUGAUGCUGUGCAACUACGACCCAUCAAAGACGUGUGAUCAGGAGCAGACUCAGAGCUAUGUCACCUGGAUGUGCUCCAAACCUUUCCAGGUCAUCUGCAUCUAUGUGUCUUUCUACAGCACAGACUACAGACUGGUGCAGAAAGUGUGUCCGGACUCCAGUGACCAGAAUCCAGGAGCCUACCUGCCCUCUGGAUAAAACGAGGCAUUCAAGUUUCAAUACUCGCGCACGCAAAGAGGAGUUCAGUUAAAGCGUAACUUUGUAAGUCUGGUCGCUUUUUUCACCUUUAUCUCUACGGAGCUCUAUAGUCCUAGUCCUCUACGUCCUGCUGACACUCCCCCUUCCCUUCCUGUCUUCAAACCCAAGCCAUGGAGCCAUGUCCAUGCUGGACAACAUCUGUUUUGCAUGCUUCUGUGUUUUUAAUUCUCACCAUUCAAA
Molecule: messenger RNA, 1113 nt
Organism: Solea solea (common sole)
Lineage: Eukaryota; Metazoa; Chordata; Actinopteri; Pleuronectiformes; Soleidae
Product: neurexophilin-1-like
Exons: 2
Coding region: 64-873 (269 amino acids)
Molecular function (GO): signaling receptor binding
Source: RefSeq, a predicted model, not a curated record